UAGUCUUUUUUAGAUAAUUUAGUAUUGUAUAUUUUAGUAAGAAAAGUUAUUUUUGUGUGUAAAUUUAUUUUAUAAGUCAGAUACCAAGAAAAACAGGACACCCACUUUUUCAAAUAUAAAAUAUUUUAUACCUUUCUAAGGUAUAUUAUUUUGGUGUUAAUUUUGUUAAAGAAGAUCCUAAAAUUUGUGUUGACUUAAUUUUGUGAGUCUGAUUUUUAAAACUUUUAGUUUUGAUUAUUUCUAAAUGCUAGUUGAUCGGUCUAUAUUAUAAAAGUAAAUGUGUGGUGUUUUUUUAAGGAUUUAUAGAUCUUAUUUUUAGCAACCAAUGUAGAAAUGAUACCAGUUUGUGUUUAACCCAUAGUUAAAUACUGUUUUAUUUAUCCUCUAUCUGUUCUUACGCAAGCCUAUUUUCUUUCCUCUGUAACCUUCCGCAAUUGUUUCUGUGACAACAUAAUACAGCUGAUUUCUUGUUUUUAAUGUAGAACUUUAAAUUUAAUGAAUUUAAAUAUAAAAUUCUGGUAGUUCUUUACCUACUGAAUUAGGCGUUAUGUUUUACUUCAACUAAAGUAAUGGUUAAUACAGGACAAGAAAAAUGUCUAUAAACAAUCAUCAGGCAGUUGCGAUGUUGUUGCAACAUGGAGUAUCUGAAAUUUUUAGUUGUCAUCUCAUUUGCAUCUUGCAUAGAUGCCUCUCAAUAUAGAGUAUAUGCAUCACCACUUUCAUACUUUGGAGUAAGCGCAUGGAGUAUUUCUUGGGAUCCACCAUUUCUUUAUAAUGUCAGCAAUACCGAAAACUUGACACUAAUUAGCUACCAUUUUAAAUACUGUUUAUAUGGAAACUGCAAAACGACUUUUCUUCUCUCAACACCUUUUGUGACGUUAACCAGAUUGACUCGUGAUGUUGAUCAUGAUUUUACAAUUUACGCAUAUUCAGAUACCGGAGCUUUGUCAUGGACCGAGCGAAGUGGAAAACAGUUGUUUACAGAACGAGCUUUGGAAUGUCGCACUCAAACGUUUUUCUGUAAGACAAGGACAUGCAGCAGAGGCUGUCAUGGUGUACAAGAUUGUACAAGAUACUCGCUAGGAAAAGGUAGAUCAUGCUGGAAUUACAUAGGUCCUCCUACUAUCACUACUUUAAAUGUUGUCAAGAAAGAGAGAUCUUAUAUAUCGUUGCAAUGGGCUGCACUGGAAGAACCUAGUUUCUCUAUCUACAGCUAUGAAAUUGAAAAUUUAGAAACAAGUCAGAAAAAAGUGGUCAUGAAAGAUAAAUACAAAGGUUUUAGAUCUCUUAUUUUUUUCGAACAGUUUGAAAACCUUACGCGUGACACUGUGUACAGUUUCACUGUGUACAGUACUUUUCCUAUUGAAUAGUUUAUCAACAGCAACCUAAAAUUGUCCAGCAUAGCUUUUCUUAUAAAACUAAUAUUUGUUUUUAAAGAGAAAAAACAUUUUACUGUAACACUCGCUUACCUCUUUUAACCGUUUUGUCCAGCAAUAUAAAAGAUAAGGAAAAGGUUUACUCGUUUUAAAGAGAAGUUUCCUAAUUAAGAUAUUUUAAUGUUGAAUUUUCCUUCUAAUAUAUCUCAUACUGUCAAUGCUUUAUUACUUUGUGACAUUAAAAAUGAAGGCUUACAAGUUGGCAAUUUAUUAAGUCGCCCUGCUGUUAUCCUCUGCCUCCUUCCAAUAAGCCCCACUCUCAAAAUCAUUCAUGGUAAAUGCUCCUUGUGACUCAAUUAAGUAUUUAUGAUACUAAACCUCUGUUAGAGUCACUUCCUAAUCAUCAACUAGAAGCAAAGCUUUUUAGGAAACAAGUUAUAACAGCAUCGCUAAAAACAUGUGAGACAUAUUAAUGACUUGUGUCAUGUUUACACAAACUUACAUUCCAGAUUCACUGUAUAUAUAUGUAAGGAUGACUUGUAUUUUACAAGAAAUAAUAAUUUUUUGUACACCUGUCAAUUUAUGUUUUUGGGUAAUUGAAUUUAUUAUUUUUAACACUUUGUAUUUAAAAUUUUUCAAUAAUGGAAGAAAUGAUUUCCUCGAA
Hydractinia symbiolongicarpus is the source of this 2040-nucleotide messenger RNA. RefSeq lists its product as uncharacterized. Bases 636 to 1370 code for a protein of 244 amino acids. The transcript is spliced from 5 exons. Lineage: Eukaryota; Metazoa; Cnidaria; Hydrozoa; Anthoathecata; Hydractiniidae. Gene Ontology annotation, molecular function: protein binding. The record is from RefSeq and is a predicted model, not a curated record.